AUGAAUCGGGCGAUAUUAGAUUUUUUUUUUGACGCCUGGAUUAUUGAUUCACCAAUUAUUGGUAUAGGCAAUUUGAAAAAAAAAAUCAAAUAUUCUAUGAGAACAAAUUUAAAUUUACGUCUAUUAUUUGUUAAUGAAAUGAUGAAAUUAAUUAAACGUUAUGUUAUUAUUUUCUCUUUAUUUUUUUGUUUAUAUAUUAUUAUUGUUUAUAAAAAUCGUCUCUUUCCAUCAUUUAUAUUUGGUAAAUUUUAUUUAUUAUCAACAGAUAAAAAUUUUACCGUAAAAUUAAAACAAUCACAAUAUUAUUAUCAAUCUAAAACAAAUCCAAAUAUUAUAUUAUAUGAUGUUAAACAAGAUAAUCCAUGGAAAUUUCAAUGUCCAUUCACAAAAUAUAAAGAAUCAGAUAUUUCAGAUGUUCGAAUUUGUAUAUAUGAUCCACAACAUGACGAACAUAUUAGUGGACAAUUAAAUGACUAUGGAAAAUGGGAACCAGUUGUUGUAAGAAGUUUUUUAAGAUUAUUACGUACAAUUCCGAAUACUCAUGUGAUCGAUGUUGGUUCAAACAUUGGUCUUUAUACAUUGCUUGCUACUCAAUUAGAUCGUCAAGUUCUCUCUAUUGAACCAUUGUAUGAUAGUCUAAUACGUUUACAUAAAUCAAUUCAAUUAAAUAAUGUUGAACAUUUAGUUACGGUAAUUGCAAAUGCUAUUGGAAAUAAACAUGAAAAAUUACAAUUAAAUAUUGUUGAUAAAAAUAUUGGUGGCUCUUAUUUGUCUAUACUGGAUGAUAUGAAAGUUAACGCAGUACAAGAAAGAGAAAUUGUACCAAAAAUAUUAGCUGAUGUCGAUACAAUUGUUUUAGAUGAUUUAGUUGAUAUUUAUCCGUCCUAUUUUAAACGUGCAAUAUUAAAGUUGGAUAUUGAAGGUUUUGAAGCCUAUGCAUUUCAAAAUGCCACUAUUUUAUUUAAUAGAACAGAAAUACCCGCUGUUUAUAUGGAAUUUGGAAAACUAAUUGAAUUGAAAUAUUCAUCUGGAAUGAUGGAGGCAAUUAAACAUAUGAUCGAUUUUCUAAGAAUAAGAAAUUAUGAACCGUAUGAAGUGAAUGAUUUAAAUCAUUUAUUAUUUGACAAUUGGGAGAGUUGGCCAUGGGAUAUCGUGUUUAAACGAUGUGAUCUAUGUAGAUGUCCGGGCUUGGAUAAAGCAGUGGGAUUAACAGAAUAA
Molecule: messenger RNA, 1218 nt
Organism: Didymodactylos carnosus
Lineage: Eukaryota; Metazoa; Rotifera; Eurotatoria; Philodinida; Philodinidae
Source: the annotation of a GenBank genome assembly